GUGCAUAGGUGUAAAUAAAGCUAAUAAAAGCUGAACAUCACAUUCUUCUUUGUAAUUGGCUGCUACAUGACGUGUGACCUGUUUCUUGAAUUCUGGGAAUUGAAGUUCUACAGUUGUCCCCCCUCCUCUGGUUUAGAUGUCACUUCCUGAUCUGCAGCAUCUUGACCAAUAUUACUACCACGAUGCCGGACUGUAUUGUGAAUGGGUGCCCAAGUACUACUAGAAGAGGAAAAUCAAAUCCUGCGGUUUCUUUUCACGUUUUCCCUAAAAGUGUUGACAGGAUUAGACAAUGGCUUAAACAAACUAAACAAUAUGAAGAUAGAUUAGAAGAGGUGGUUAAAUUGGUAUUUGAAACCAACAAGGGUAACAGAUAUCGUAUGUGUUCUUUGCAUUUUACAGAGGAUUCUUACUACACCCAUGGUGUACGGAAGUAUUUGAAAGAUGAUGCGCUUCCCACAAGAUUUAUUCAUGUUGCGGUAUCAACUCCAUUUCCUUCUGCAUCUUCAACCACCAAGAGAUCAACUCUAUCUCAAUUUCAUAAACCGUCAACAUCAAUGAAAGCUCCUGAUGUACCGGCUAAAGCUCCUGAUAUACCGGCUACAUCUACAACCAUACAGAAAGGUGUUCCUGUAAACCAAGUUAAACUAUCUUCAAUACUACCAACUAUAAGACCGAAAGUGAUGACAAUUCAUGAAGGUGUUCCUUUAAAGAAAAUUAAACUAUCUCCAAUACUACCAACUAUAAGACCGAAAGUGAUGACACCUGAAGAAAUAUCUAAUUUACAAGCACUAAAAAUGUCUCAUAUACGCAGUAUUCCUAUACUAAAAGGCAAUGCAAAAUGCUCUGUGUGCGGACAUUGUUUGAACAAACAGAUGAUUGAUACAAGUACAAUGACAGAGUUGAAGAUUACAGAGGACAAGUCUACAGAUUUUGACCGAUUUCAUUCAACACUCACAGCCAAAAUACAAACUGGUAAAAUGUUAGGUUUUAAAAAUAAAUCCACAAGUACUUCCGACUUUCUAAGAAAAUCAGAUAAGUAUACAUGGACUAUGGGUGAUGUAAGUUUAGAUCAUCCUCUGAGUAUUUCUACAAUUAAUAUAAAAUCACUGCAUAAACAGAGCACCAGCAGUACAGAUAGACGCACAACUUCCACAUCAUCUGUGAUAGCAAUAGAUAAAGAAUCUUCAACAGAUAAAGGAAUCAAGAUAGCCGAAGAAAGUGAUAUUUCAGUAAUCGAAAAUAUUGAAAAGGAUCCACAUGAUCCCAGUUUCAUUAGAGACACAACAGCAGAAUCUGAGGAAGAUUUUUCUCAGGUGGAAGAAGCUACCCCGGAAGGUUUUCCAGUGGUUGUACCGGAACGGUUAGAGAUUAAGAAAGAAAAGCCUGACAUGGAGUAUAAUGCGACCACAAUAAAGCGUGAAACUGGCACAUUUACUGCUGAUGGUUUUCCAUUGUGUGCGCUGGGAACGUUAGAGGUUAAGACUGAAAAAGAAGAUCUAGACAUUGAUGAUCGCGUGACAGCGAUAAAGAUUGAAAAUGUUACAACCACUGUUGAUGGUUUUCGUGUGGUCAUAGUGGAGAAUUUACAGGUGAAGGCGGAGCAAGAAGAUCCGUAUAUGGAGGGGGAAACAAAUACUUUUCCUGUUGAUGGGAUUUACGGAAGAUAUCGUACAGAUCUUUCAUGGUGUUUGCUCAUGGAUACCUUGGACAAAGGCAUGGAAAGACGAUACCAUCAUGUGUGGUUUCAACUAUAAGGAAUGCAUUUCCAGCACCAGAUCGCAUGUAUGUUGGAUCUUAUGCAGCAGAAGAAGAUGGACCUGCCAUUAAUAUGUUACUUGAUUAAAUUUAUAAAGCAGUUGUAUUCCCUUUCAGUUUGAAUAAAUAAAAAAGAGAAAUAGUA
Molecule: messenger RNA, 1900 nt
Organism: Bombina bombina (fire-bellied toad)
Lineage: Eukaryota; Metazoa; Chordata; Amphibia; Anura; Bombinatoridae
Exons: 6
Coding region: 183-1754 (523 amino acids)
Molecular function (GO): sequence-specific DNA binding
Source: RefSeq, a predicted model, not a curated record